This is a messenger RNA of Acinonyx jubatus (cheetah), 6695 nucleotides long. RefSeq names its product trafficking protein particle complex subunit 9 (gene TRAPPC9). Lineage: Eukaryota; Metazoa; Chordata; Mammalia; Carnivora; Felidae. The transcript has 18 exons. The record is from RefSeq and is a predicted model, not a curated record. Gene Ontology annotation, cellular component: trans-Golgi network. Bases 150 to 3008 code for a protein of 952 amino acids.
CGCGCAUGCGCAGGAGGAUGCCGGCGCGGCCGCCGGUAGGAAGCGCCAGCUCUGAGUAGGGGGAGCGGCCGCAGAGGCUGCUCGGCUCCGCCGCCCGCCAGGCCGUCGGCUCCUGCUCCGGGCCCGGGGCGCCGGCUGUGGUCUUCAAAAUGAGUGUCCCUGACUACAUGCAAUGUGCCGAGGACCACCAGACUCUCCUCGUGGUGGUGCAGCCUGUGGGCAUUGUCUCGGAAGAGAACUUCUUCAGGAUCUACAAGAGGAUCUCCUCCGUGAGCCAGAUCAGCGUGCGGGACUCCCAGCGGGUGCUCUACAUCCGCUACAGGCACCACUACCCACCGGAGAACAACGAGUGGGGCGACUUCCAGACCCAUCGCAAGGUCGUGGGCCUCAUCACCAUCACAGACUGCUUCUCGGCCAAGGACUGGCCUCAGACCUUCGAGAAGUUCCACGUGCAGAAGGAGAUCUACGGCUCCACGCUCUACGACUCCCGCCUCUUUGUCUUUGGGCUGCAGGGGGAGAUCACGGAGCAGCCGCGCACCGAUGUGGCCUUCUACCCCAACUACGAGGACUGUGAGGCGGUGGAGAAGAGAAUCGAGGACUUCAUCGAAUCCCUCUUCAUUGUGCUCGAGUCCAAGCGUCUGGACAGGGCCACAGACAAGUCCGGGGAUAAGAUCCCCCUCCUCUGUGUCCCGUUUGAGAAAAAGGACUUUGUGGGACUGGACACAGAUAGCAGACAUUACAAGAAGCGGUGCCAGGGGCGCAUGCGGAAGCACGUGGGAGACCUGUGCCUCCAGGCCGGGAUGCUGCAGGACUCUCUGGUGCAUUACCACAUGUCCGUGGAACUUCUCCGCUCAGUCAAUGACUUCCUGUGGCUCGGAGCUGCCCUUGAAGGGUUAUGUUCCGCGUCUGUCAUCUGUCACUAUCCUGGUGGAACUGGGGGUAAGACUGGAGCUCGCAGGUUCCAGGGGAGCUCUCUCCCUGCUGAAGCAGCCAACAGACACCGACCAGGGGCACAAGAAGUUCUCAUUGAUCCAGGUGCCCUCACAACCAAUGGCAUAAAUCCCGACACCAGUGCUGAAAUUGGACGUGCUAAGAACUGUCUGAGUCCCGAGGACAUAAUUGACAAAUAUAAGGAGGCCAUUUCCUAUUACAGCAAGUACAAGAAUGCCGGAGUGAUUGAGUUAGAAGCGUGUGUCAAGGCUGUGCGAGUCCUUGCCAUUCAGAAGCGGAGCAUGGAUGCUUCAGAAUUUCUCCAGAACGCGGUUUACAUUAAUCUUCGACAGCUCUCCGAAGAAGAAAAAAUCCAGCGAUACAGCAUCCUCUCUGAGCUCUACGAGCUGAUUGGCUUCCAUCGGAAGUCCGCGUUCUUCAAGCGCGUGGCCGCUAUGCAGUGCGUGGCCCCGAGCAUCUCGGAGCCCGGGUGGAGGGCCUGCUACAAGCUGCUCCUGGAGACGCUUCCCGGCUACAGCCUGUCGCUGGACCCCAAGGACUUCAGCAGAGGUACACACCGAGGCUGGGCUGCUGUCCAGAUGCGUUUGCUUCACGAAUUGGUCUACGCCUCCCGAAGGAUGGGGAAUCCUGCUCUUUCCGUCAGGCACUUGUCCUUCCUGCUGCAGACCAUGCUGGAUUUUUUGUCCGAUCAGGAAAAGAAAGACGUGACUCAAAGCCUGGAGAACUACACGUGCAAAUGUCCUGGGACCAUGGAACUCCUCACCCUCCCAGGUGGGCCCACCCUGCCUCCAGUGCCCUUCACCAAGCUUCCCAUCGUCAGGCGUGUGAAGCUGUUGAACCUUCCCACCAGCCUCCGGCCACAGAAAAUGAAAAGCUUGCUGGGUCAGAACGUGUCAACCAAGAGCCCCUUCAUCUACUCACCAAUUAUCGCACACAACCGUGGAGAAGAGCGGAACAAGAAAAUAGAUUUCCAGUGGGUUCAAGGAGACGUGUGUGAAGUUCAGCUGAUGGUCUACAACCCGAUGCCGUUUGAACUCCGAGUUGAAAACAUGGGGCUCCUCACCAGCGGCGUGGACUUCGAGUCUCUCCCCGCGGCGCUCUCCCUUCCGGCGGAGUCUGGUCUUUACCCAGUGACUCUCGUUGGGGUCCCACAGACGACUGGAAUGAUUACUGUGAACGGUUACCAUACCACGGUCUUCGGCGUCUUCAGUGACUGUCUGCUGGACAACCUCCCGGGAGUGAAGACCAGUGGCUCCACGGUGGAGGUCAUUCCCGCCCUGCCCAGGCUGCAGAUCAGCACCUCACUGCCCAGAUCUGCCCAUUCCUUGCAACCCUCCUCUGGUGAUGAAAUCUCUACUAAUGUGUCCGUCCAGCUUUACAACGGGGAGGCUCAGCAACUCGUCAUCCAAUUGGAAAAUAUUGGGACGGAGCCACUGGAGACACUGGAAGUCACCUCCAGACUUCUCACCACCAAAGAGAAACUGUAUGGUGACUUCUUGAGCUGGAACCUGGAAGAAACCCUUGCCCAGUUUCCUCUGCAACCUGGGAAGGUGGCCACUUUCGUCGUCAACAUCAAGGUGAAACUGGAUUUCUCAUGCCAGGAGAAUCUCCUCCAAGACCUCAGUGACGAUGGAAUCAGCGUGAGUGGCUUUCCGCUGUGCAGUCCCUUUCGACAGGUCGUUCGGCCUCGAGUGGAGAGCAAGCCUGUGAACGCCCCUGAAGGCGGCAAACCAGGAGACCCGAGCCACAUGAAGCCCUGCCCUGCCCUGCCCCUGGCCCGCUGUAGCCCAUACAGGACCAUGAUGCCUACCCUUUUGCCUCCCUGCUUUACCGGAGGCCCUUCACUCUUCCUGAGAUGCUCUUCCCCUGGGAUCUCCACGGCUCCUCUCACCACCUCCAAGUCUUGGCUGAAUGUAAGCUUCCCAGCAAGCAAGGUACCUGCCAAGUGUCAGGUGGCAGCCCCCUCUCCUCCUGCAGCCUUCUUCUCCAGCUCUCAGCUUCCAGGCUCAGACGUGUGCUGCAGGAGAUGCCUACUUACGUUUGCUGCCCUUGCUUGAAAGGCACUGUCUUGUGGUUGGCGGUCUUUGUGUGCAUAUCAGACCUUUCAGUAAGGAUUCCUCUUGAUGAGUGUCAGGAUGUAUUUGUGUUGAUUUUUCCAUGGCACACAGGGGUCGGUAAGGUUUCUUUAGGUCUGUUGGAGGCUUUGAGGGAGUGCUGGGCUCCCUUCCUUCUGCCUCUCUGCUUCCCUCUCGUCUCUCUUCUCUCUCUUUGGAAACUGUUUCUUGAUAAGAAUGCAGCUUUUAAUGAACGCAAGUCUUUCAGGAUUAGAACCAGUCCUCAGAUCUCCAGCCUGUGUCCCGUGGAGCUAUUGGAAGGGCCUUGCCCUCCCAAUGCCUGACUUGUUGCUCUCUCCCAGCCCAGGGAAGGGCCUGGCUGUUGACUGACCAUCUGUCAGGUGCCUGCUGGGAAAGUGUCAUGGUGAGCUGCUCCUUCACUCUCCUGCCUUGGCUGGCAGAAGCUGCUGGCCAUGGUGCUGAAGACGUGCUCAGGGGUCCAGCCAGGUAGCCUCUGGGUAAAUUGUGUCCCUGUUCACAUCUUGGGGUGGCUUCGUACUUGUGUGGCAUGACACUGGUGGCUAUGACCUCUCAGUCCACUGUGGUUUGGCAUUUGAGGGAAGAGACCCCUUUUGUGGCAUGACCCAUGGAUCGAGCUUUGGAACUCCAGUUCCAACGGACGUGGUUUACAUAUUCACUGUUGGGACAAAACAUGUAUGGUGGUCAUCAACCACGAAAGCUCUGAGUACCUAGUACCAGCUUAGAAGAGCACCAGGCACUGCAUCAGUCUCUUCAUAAAAUACCAUCUCGAUAAAGAGCUGACUAGGUACAUGCCAUUAACCCUGCUAUGUAGGUGAGGAAACAGCUCUGAAAAUGAAGUAAGUUGCCCGAAAUCACAUGCUGCAGUGUGUUGGAACUGGGAUUCAAACUCAGGGAGCAGCUCUGUCCAUUUUGCUGUGUUGCUGUUAGGUCUGCUGGUGCCAUGCUCAGCGCUAAAACAGACGGAUGCAUUUGAGGUCCUUCUCCUUCCAGCGUUGCUGGUGUCAGGUCAGCAGGUGUGUGGGCACUGUGGAUGCGUAUCUGAGGGCGAGCAGCCCGUCUCCAGGUGUCCCUGUGUCCUGCUAGCUGGGGGGCUGCACAUAGGGCAUCCAGCCCUUUCUUGGCUGCCUGUGCUCCGGGUAGGGUGGGAUGGUGGGAGCGUUGAAGGGGACUUGGGUUCUGGGGCUGGAGUGGAAGCAGGCAGCCUCUGGAGCCAGCCUGGCCUGCCUGGGGCUGCACCACCACUGAUGCUGAUGGAAACUGAGCCUGGAGUCUCCUGGGCAAAGAGGAAGAUAACCACCCCCUUCCCCUGGGCAGAGGCAUGACAGGACGGGGUCCCAGCUCCCUGCACGCAGGUGCCCCUCAGCAGACACUGCCUAUUGCUGCCUCGGGCAGUCAGGUUCCAAGUUCAGAGUGGUGGGGCAGCAAGCGGGCCAGGGCACAGGUCACCUGCAGAUUAGCUGGCCCCAAGGUGUCUGGGAAGGUGUGCCCAGCAGUGAGAGUGGGGACGUACCUGGUGCUGCUGUCCCCAUGGAGGCCAUGCUGCUGAGAGGGUCAGUGUGGAGUCUGUGUGGGGCAGCCGCCCUUGACUUGACUGUGUGAUGUGGAGUCCAGGGCCAGUGUUGGAAGGGAAGCAAGAAUGAGGAGGACCAAGGGAGGGAAAGUAGAUCUGUGGUCACAGGGGGAUUCUCAUUCCAGCCCUGGGGUCACGUCCAGGCAAUGUCAGGCAGGCACCUUGGCUCUACGGGCUCAGCGUCCACCUGUGCUCACUAAGGGGUUGUUGGUCUGUAAGGGCUGGUUCUUCAGGUAACAAUCAUGCACUGGGGGUUCUUCACCCUCCCAAGGUUGGGUGCGGACAGUGGGCUAUGUUUCCACCUGACCGGGACCCGGGGUCACCUCCUGCCAUAAUCUGCCUUGGGACUCUGAGAGACACAGAGUGCCUGCCAGGAGGGCUUGAUGGGUGCUGCCUUGGAAACAGGGCAGAAUGUCCUCCUCCCAGACCCUGGAGGUUCUCAGGUAGCUAAGACUCGAAGGGCUCUGGGGUGGUUUACAUUUGUGCUGAUGAAAGAGAAAGAUGAACAGAGGACAUUUUAAAAAGCUAUUUUGCCUAUUGUAGAAGUGGUAAUAACUCUCCAACCAUGUUGACACCAGACAGCGUGCUGGGCGACAUGCUUACUUCUUAAUUUGAUUUCAGAGUAAUGUGGAGGUGGAUGGUUCCUCCCAUUGACAGACCAGGACCAUGAGAUGUAGGGUGAACUUUGCCCAAGUUCUUGUAACUAAGAGGCAGGGCCAGCAGUGUCGAUUUUUCUGACUCUAAGUCCCAUUUUCUUAACCUGUAUGCUCGUUACAAAAAGGAGAGCAAAACUGUGGAAAGUGUACACCAUCAUUUCCAGCACCCAGAGGUGACUGACAUUUGAGCACAUUCUUCUUCACCCCCUUGGUCAGAGGGAGGACAGGAUUUGGGCAAAGGGACAUGCUUGGGGGUCAGACCGUCCUGGCCAAUUCCUGGAGUCAGUAGCUGUGUGAUAUUGGAGAGGUUACUCAGUCCCUCUGAUAGCACUUUCCACACCUGUGAAAGAAGGAUAAGGAUGUGUGCGGUGUAUAAAGUGUCAAAGGGUGGAUGAGGUAAUGUGGUGACAGUAGCAGGGGGGCCUGAUACAGACGAGGCACUCCUUGAAGGGUGGCUUUGGCUUCGAUGAUUCUGGUAAAGAAUGCAUUUGGUGAGGCCUGGAGACUGGCCGAGGGAGCCGGCGGCUGGAGAGCGGAGGGCAGGGAGCCGCGUGGAGGGCCGCGUGCAGGGGCAGGAUGGGCCAGGCUGUGGAAGCCCUUGAAGGCCGUGCUGGGGGGUCGGCUUCUGUCCCAAGGCUGUGGGGGGCCGCUGAGUGUUAAGGAGAGACUCUGGGGAGAGCAGUCCUGGGCUGAGAACAGUUUUUAAUUCUGUUAUUUUUUGCAACUUAGCCGCAGCGGGCGGGACAGCAGAUCAGAACCCUUUGAAGCCGACUUGAGAGGCCCCUGGUGCCCCUGCUUCACUGCUGACUUUCUAGCGUUUUUCAUCUCUGCUCUUAUCUAGAUCAUGGGAGUUAAUUAUCUCUCCAAAUAUUAACUCUGUCCGUGACUUUAUAAUGAGAUUUUCCAUCAUCUUCCAAAGACUACCUGCUGCUUUCUGCAGGAAACACCAUUGGUAGUGAUACUUUGGUGCCCAAAAUAGAGGCAGCAGGGUGGCUACCCAUAUGCAAAUUGGUACUAAGGGAUCCUUCCUUUGGGCGAACUCCUGUCAAUGUGGGGGGCCCAUCUGGGGCUCUGAAAGUCUCCACCUCUGUGCAGAGCAUGAGCUUGGAGAGCCCCUCUGUGGGCUCGGCCUUGCCUGCCCCUCUCUCUGCCCAUGCUUCUUCCACAGCACUGGGCUUUGGUGUCGCUGAGAGUCCACAGCCAUCGACGCCGUCACCGCACGCGAGGGACACUGGCGGCUGGACCUCCCAGGCAGCUACGGCAAGUGGUCGGACAGAGCGCCUGUAGUGAGCGCUGCGUGCUCGGCGCCCUGAGCCCGGCCGAGGGUUUCUCCUCACUGCGCCUCUGCUUUCCUUGAGACGGGACGACCUCUCUUAGCUGCUCUUAUCAUUGCUGGGGACUUGUUUCUGUGUAUUCAUGGUU